CUGGUUUGGUGUUAAAUGAGAAUGAGAAAAGACCACAUGUGAAGGAUUUCACAAAGAAAGUUGGCAGGCUUUAUUUGUUUAUUCACCUAACAAAUGCUUAUCAAGCACAUUCCAGACACUGUUCUAAGCUCUUUAAAACAUUAACCUAAUUUUUAAUUUCCCAUAACAACCCUAUGAAGUAAUAUUACUAUUUGACAGUUGGGAAAACUGAAGCACAGAAGUGGUUAAUUAACUUGCCCGGGAUCACACAACUAGUAAAGUGGUUGAACAGGGUUUUGAUCCUAGGAAAUAUGGCUUCAGAAACCAUUGUUUAAUCCACUGCACUAAGCAGUGACUGAAUAUGGGCUGACAGGAAUGGGAAAAAUUUAGGCAAAGAUAGAUUCAUUGAUAAAAAAAAUUGAGAGGCUUGGAAGGAGAUCCGAAUUGAGCAGGUCUGCCAAAAUGUCUGAAAGAUCAGAUCUCCUUCACUUCAAGUUUGAAAAUUAUGGAGAUUCAAUGUUACAAAAAAUGAACAAAUUAAGAGAAGAGAAUAAAUUUUGUGAUGUUACAGUUCUCAUAGAUGAUAUUGAGGUACAGGGGCAUAAAAUUGUGUUUGCUGCAGGUUCCCCCUUCUUAAGAGACCAGUUUUUACUGAAUGAUUCCAGAGAGGUGAAAAUCUCCAUAUUGCAGAGUUCCGAAGUGGGGAGACAAUUGCUCUUAUCCUGUUAUAGUGGUGUGCUGGAAUUCCCUGAAAUGGAACUGGUCAAUUACUUGACUGCUGCAAGUUUUCUUCAGAUGAGCCACAUUGUAGAACGAUGCACACAGGCCUUGUGGAAGUUUAUAAAGCCAAAACAACCAAUGGAUAGUAAAGAGGGAUGUGAACCACAGAGUGCUUCUCCCCAGUCAAAAGAACAGCAGGGAGAUGCCAGAGGCUCCCCAAAACAGGAUUCACCUUGUAUUCAUCCAUCUGAAGACAGUAUGGAUAUGGAGGACAGUGAUAUUCAGAUUGUUAAGGUAGAAUCUAUUGGGGAUGUAUCUGAGGUUAGAAGUAAAAAAGAUCAGAACCAGUUUAUUUCUUCUGAACCCACUGCUUUACAUUCAUCAGAGCCCCAGCAUUCCCUGAUAAAUUCAACUGUGGAAAACAGAGUAAGUGAAAUAGAACAAAACCAUCUCCACAAUUAUGCCCUCUCUUACGCAGGCAGUGAUAAUAUCAUCAUGGCCUCAAAAGAUGUCUUUGGGCCUAAUAUUCGAGGUGUAGACAAAGGCCUACAGUGGCAUCACCAGUGCCCAAAGUGUACCAGGGUGUUUCGUCACCUGGAGAACUACGCCAACCAUUUAAAAAUGCACAAACUCUUUAUGUGUCUACUCUGCGGCAAGACUUUUACUCAGAAAGGCAACCUUCAUCGACACAUGCGUGUGCAUGCCGGCAUUAAACCUUUCCAGUGUAAGAUCUGUGGGAAAACCUUUUCUCAGAAGUGUUCCUUACAGGAUCAUCUUAACCUUCACAGUGGAGAUAAGCCCCAUAAGUGUAACUAUUGUGACAUGGUUUUUGCACAUAAGCCAGUUUUGAGGAAACAUCUUAAACAGCUGCAUGGCAAAAACAGUUUUGAUAAUGCCAAUGAAAGAAAUGUGCAAGACCUCACAGUGGAUUUUGAUUCUUUUGCAUGUACAACAGUCUCAGACUCUAAAGGGUGUCAGCCACAGCCUGAUGCAACACAGGUCCUGGAUGCAGGUAAACUGGCCCAAGCUGUCUUGAACUUAAGAAACGAUAGUACUUGUGUGAAUUGAGUAGGGGCUUUAUGCUCACAACUUAGAACUGACUGAAAACGUGGCAAUAGUCUUGAACCUUUUUAGGAGUGAUUUUGCUAGUUUGACUUCUCCAAAGCCUCUGUGCAGGUUGUAGGGGUGAGUCAAAGCACUAACAGACCAGGCAACUUACCACUUGGAGUGGUCUUGCCUUCCUUUUGCCCUCUCCCAUUUCGUGUUUUGAAUUAUUUAUCCUGUGAUGUCUGUUUUACUUUUCCAAGGAGUAUUCCGUUUGUCUACCUAACAUUGACCUUUGUUUUAGACCGACACCAUUUUAGGCUUUUCACUGGGCACAUCCUGAGGGUACCAGUGAGUUAACAACAUCACCUAUGGUCCACUAAUAGAUGCUGUGCUAAGAGAAGUGAAUAGUAUUUUUCUUUGGCAGAAAACAGGCUGAGAUAGAAGAGGAUAUUGCUCUUGGCCUGAAUAUGUGAUAAAACUUCUGGCUGCCUAUUGUUAAUUGCCUAUUGAUAAUAAUCUGCCUCCUACCAUUUGUACUUGUCUUGGAGCUGGCUAUGAAGUAUUUUGGGUUGUUCUGUGCUCUUUUCAACAGUAUUAUAGCCCAACUUCAUGUCACUGUGUUGUUCACAUAGACCAGAGUACAAUGUUUUCGGCAACACCUACAGACAAAUAGUUAGCAUGAGAAGCAUAAUUAACAAAGGAUAGAAGUACAAUUUACAAUAGCACUUACAUGGGAGGUCUUCCCGAAAAGAAGCCAAAUGCUUAUAAUUAAUGUGUAUCGUACUUGUUGAUGCUUUUCAAAUCAGGAUUGCCCCAGGCACACUGAAAAUGUGCUAAAGUAUAAUGGUCUCUCUCAAAAGAGGCUAUUUGGGAGUCAGUCUCUGGAUUGUUUUAGAGGUUAGCCUUCCGAAAGGUGAGUUUGGCCUUCAGAGUUUUGUCUGUUGUACUGUAAUAAUCUCUGUAUCCUCAUUUCUUCAUGUACACUAGUUUCUAAGAUGGAUGAAAAAAGUGGAUCACAGAAGGAGCAAUUGGGUUUUUGCAUUCAGAUAGUCCUAAAAAGGUACAUAGUCCCACCUUACCAUGUUUGAUAGAUCACUAAUGCAGAAUUGAUCUUCCAAUAUGGAAAGACACAAUUGUUUUUCCUAAAGCACAUGUUAUAGUUCAGAAAGAAAAUUUUGAGUCUUAGUAGUUUUUGACUCAUGAAUUAGAUUUAGGUAAUAGGAGUCUUAGGGUCCCUUAGAGAAUCUUUAAGCGAUCAUAUACUCCACCUCUUUUAUUUAAGCUGGGGUAUCCAAAGCCCAAAGAGGUGGCCUGGCCAAGGUUGGCCAAAGUAGAGAUGUGACUAAAAAUAUGAGCUAAUCUCUCCUUAUUUCUCACUAUCUCUUAGCUUAAAAAGAUUUAGUACAUGAUCAAGGGUAUUAUUAUCAGCAAAAAGCUCCUAGUUUGUGCUUCACUUUUUGGAAUCCCUGUUGGCUUUUUGAGACAGCCCAGGUUUUACAAACAAAACAUCACAGGAAGGAUGUAUUUUUGUUAAUUAUUUUUUUGGUUAGAAUGAAUAUUACAUUCUGCUCAAGCAAGUGAUUGAUUUGCUAGAUGGUGGUCAGGGAGAAAAAAGACAAGUAAGAAUAAUGUGAGAAGGAAACAAAUGUGAAUCUGAUUUUGUCUGGAAGCAGUGUUUAUUUAGUUUCCAUUGGGCUUUUGUUUUUACUUUUGAGCUAUGAGAAUGCAUGUACAGAUAAACCAAAACUUGAGUUUAACUUGAAUAGUCACAGGGAAUUCUUCGAGCUGUUAUAAUUUGAUGCAUUUACAUGUGAAUCUGAUUUGAGGUAUAAUUUCUACCUUUUGUUAAAAUCCUUAAAAUGAGAAUAAAAUUGAGUGAUAAGACUAAUAGGUAUCUUAUGCCCAAAGUCACUCAUUUUAUGGUUUAAUGAUGCUACCUAGCAUUCUGAUUUUUAUAUGAUCCAGCCAAAGAGUACCAGUUCUAUGCAACAGUGAGACAUUAAUGUUACCAGUGUUUCUCUGAACAUCAUUUCAUCAUAGGGGAGUAGGAAGUUGGAGUGCUUCCUUCACUUAACAUUCAUGUCCUGUUUUUGUUACUGGUUUGAAGACUAAAAGACAUGAGUUCAAUAUGAUUGGUCUCUUUGGUUGGAGACUAUUUCUGGGUUCAUUGAGUCAUUUGAGAAACAUUUAUUGGGUACCUUUGUUGCCAGGCACUAUGCUAGAUACUGAGGAUAUUGAAGGUAAGAUUGCUAAGGUCCCUGCCCUCACAGAGCUUAUGGUCUCAUGUGGUCUCAUAUGGUCUCAUGUGGUCUCAGAGAAGGUGAUUUUAUACUGGGAAUAAUAAAGAAAAUGCCUUGCUUUCUUUGAUCACUUAAAAUCAGCAUCUUGAUGGGGUUUUUUAAUCAGUAAAACUGGUUCUCACCUUUUGCAACUGCAAACCACUGAAGUGAUUUACAGUCUCCUCCAUUUCUUGGCUGGAGAGGUGUUUUGUUUCUGUGAGACAUUUUCUUAAUUUUGGUGGGACUUGACUUUUCUCCUUCUUUAUACAUGUUUCUUAGAUUGUAUUUCAAAGUGGUCAAGUUACUGAUAUCAAAUACAUUUUAUAAGGGAAGAUGACUUUCAAAACUAGUCAUAUUCUUAUAGAGAAGAAAGGUUUUCUAAAACCUUAGUCAUUCUGCAUUUGUAUUUUAUGGAUCCCCAAGAUAAUUAAAAAGGACUCUCUUUACCAUAACUUGGUUUUUAAAAAAUUACCAUGUCACCAUUAUUUAUUUAUUUAAUUUUAAAGACAAACUCCAAACUGAAGUGGCUCUGAAGUAAAUCAGAUGUGGUUUUGUUUUAGUUUCUUUAUUAGAAGAUCUAUAAAUGGUGACCAGAGUCACCACUUCUAAAAGAUUGUCCUAAACAAACAAACCAGAAUAUUUUAUUUCAGCUGGUGAAUAGCUGUUCUAAGUCUGUUGUAUGUUAGACAUACUAUGAACUACCUCUUCACUUAUUAUGGGGAAGUUUCCUUAAUAAAAGUGUGACAAUUAAA
Felis catus (domestic cat) is the source of this 4777-nucleotide messenger RNA. It is a transcript of the gene ZBTB26, whose product is annotated as zinc finger and BTB domain containing 26. Gene Ontology annotation, cellular component: nucleus. Lineage: Eukaryota; Metazoa; Chordata; Mammalia; Carnivora; Felidae. The transcript has 2 exons. Gene Ontology annotation, biological process: regulation of transcription by RNA polymerase II. Bases 442 to 1767 code for a protein of 441 amino acids. Gene Ontology annotation, molecular function: RNA polymerase II cis-regulatory region sequence-specific DNA binding; protein binding; DNA-binding transcription factor activity, RNA polymerase II-specific. The record is from RefSeq and is a predicted model, not a curated record.